AUGGAUAAACGAGCGUUGGAGAGUGACCGUCGGCCACGAGAGACGCCAUCGAAGUCACCUCACACUGUCGUUCCAUUACCGAGUUGUAAACCGCCACGUAUCACCGCCAAGCAAUCGUUCGCUUCCGCCUCACCGCCAGUUGCGUCCUGCCAUCGUAUCACCGCCAAGGCAUCGUUCGCUUCCGCCUCACCGCCAAGCUACGUCCCGCUACCGCAUCCCGCCAGUAGCCGCCUUCCGCUAUCGCCUCAUCGCCAAGUUGCGUCCCGCAAUCGCAUAACCACCAAGCACCUGAAUGUUAAAACGAACUCAAAAUUGCUUACGUUCGGGAGAAGCACGGCUCUUCUGCAAGGUCCUCCUCGUCCUCAGAAGAAGACCUCAAUGAACGACGAGCAACGGUACCGAGCACGAGCAGCAGCACGAGCCACCAUCAUCCCCACCAGAAUCAGCCAAACCAGCGUCCGCAUCGCUCCUCGAAUCACCCGUCCCCGAAGCGUCUGCGCCCCUCAUCCUCGUCCCACCCCUCACCAUCGGCAUCCUCGUCAUCAUCUUCCGCCGCUGUAG
Molecule: messenger RNA, 561 nt
Organism: Armigeres subalbatus
Lineage: Eukaryota; Metazoa; Arthropoda; Insecta; Diptera; Culicidae
Exons: 3
Coding region: 1-561 (186 amino acids)
Source: RefSeq, a predicted model, not a curated record